This is a messenger RNA of Trichoderma gamsii, 1050 nucleotides long. RefSeq names its product menadione-induced gene-6. Lineage: Eukaryota; Fungi; Ascomycota; Sordariomycetes; Hypocreales; Hypocreaceae. Gene Ontology annotation, molecular function: oxidoreductase activity. The record is from RefSeq and is a predicted model, not a curated record. The transcript has 4 exons. Bases 1 to 1050 code for a protein of 349 amino acids.
AUGGCGCUUCCUACGGUACAAAAGAAAUGGAUAAUCCAGGGAGGACAGAAAGGACUUGAAGAGAUUCAAUUAAUCGAGGGACCUAUUCCAAAGGUCGAUGAUUAUGGAGUGCUGGUAAAGCUACACGCUGCUGGCCUGAAUCCCCGAGAUUUUGGAAUCGCAACGCCUGGUCUCUUCGCUUUCAGCGUCAAACUCCCAGUUGUUGGUGGAUCAGAUGGCGCUGGUGAGGUUAUUGCAGUGGGGCCCAAGGUCACAAAGUGGAAGCUAGGUGACAGAGUUGCAACAUUGUUUAACCCAGGACAUCAAGCUGGCCCAAUAACUACAGAGGCAUAUGAUAUGGGAGGUCUAGGCGGUACUAUUGAUGGCACUUUCCAGCAAUACGGGAUGUUUCAAGAGACUUGGCUCGUUCGCAUAGCCCCCAACCUAUCGUACCUGGAAGCUGCAUCGCUAUCAAAUGCUGCUGUAACGGCGUGGAAUGCUCUCUACGGUCUGAAAGGGCUGAGAGCAGGCGAAUGGAUUUUAGUACAAGGAACCGGUGGUGUCAGUUUAUUUGCGGUGCAGUUCGCCAAAGCAGCUGGCGCAAAGGUCGUUGCUACGACAUCAUCACCCGCCAAGGGAGAUUUGCUAAAGCAGCUUGGCGCUGAUCACGUCAUCAACUAUAACGAAAAUCCAGAUUGGGGGCUGACUGCACGAGCGCUUACUCCAAACGGAUAUGGCUUUGACAACAUAAUUGAAGUUGGUGGUACUGAUACUUUAUCUCAAAGCGUCAAAGCUAUCAAGUUCGAGGGUGUUAUCUCAGUGAUUGGUGCACUUUCAGGGGCAGCACAAGGUAAUAGUAAGGUAAUUGACGCGCUGUUGAAGAUUUGCACGUUCCGUGGCCUUCAUGUUGGCUCCAGGGUCCAAAUGGAAGAAAUGAUGGCUGCAAUAGAAGCCAAUGAGAUUCAGCCUAUUCUGGACGAAACAGUUUUCUCAUUCGAAGGGUUGCGAGAUGGCCUAGAAUAUUUGGCUGCGCUGAAACAUGUGGGCAAAGUCGUCGUGAAAAUUGUAUAG